This is a messenger RNA of Notothenia coriiceps (black rockcod), 1516 nucleotides long. RefSeq names its product nardilysin-like. The transcript is spliced from 14 exons. The annotation marks the transcript as partial. Gene Ontology annotation, molecular function: metal ion binding. NCBI's taxonomy places the organism in Eukaryota, Metazoa, Chordata, Actinopteri, Perciformes, Nototheniidae. The record is from RefSeq and is a predicted model, not a curated record.
CUGCAGCUUAGAUGUUCUGCUUUCUGACUGUGUACUUUGUUGUUUAGAAACUCUAGACACUCUGGAGCAGUGGGUGAGAGAAAUCUUCAGCAAAGUUCCCAACAAUGGGGAACUCAAAGCGGACUUCUCUCACCUCCUGCAGCCGUUUGACACUCCAGCCUUCAACAAACUCUACAGAGUGGUCCCUGUGAGGAAGGUUCAUGCUCUGAACAUCAGCUGGGCCGUACCACCGCAGGGGAAACAUUACAGAGUGAAGCCGCUUCACUACAUCUCCUGGCUGAUCGGACAUGAAGGAACAGGCAGCAUCCUGUCUCUGCUCAGGAAGAAGUGCUGGGCUAUGGCUCUGUUUGGAGGAAACAGCGAGACAGGUUUCGACCAGAACACCACCUACUCCAUCUUCUCCAUCUCCAUCACCCUGACUAACCUGGGCUUCCAGAACUUCUACCAGGUUGUCCAUUUGGUUUUCCAGUACCUAAAAAUGCUCCAAACUCUUGGGCCCCAGGAGAGGAUCUAUGAGGAAAUUCAGAAGAUAGAAGCCAACGAGUUCCACUAUCAGGAGCAGACAGAUCCCAUCGAGUUUGUGGAGAACAUCUGUGAGAACAUGCAGCUGUUUCCCAAAGAGGACUUCCUGACUGGAGACCAGCUCAUGUUUGAGUUUGACCAGGAGGUCAUUAGUGCCGCUCUUUCACUACUGACUCCUGACAAAGCAAACCUGUUGCUGCUGUCACCGGAGAACGAAGGUCACUGUCAACUCAGAGAGAAAUGGUUCGGUACCUGCUACAGCAAGGAGGACAUCCCAGAGGAGUGGGCUCAGCGCUGGGCGGGAGACUUGGAACUCAACCUUGAACUCCACCUCCCCGCUAAGAACAAAUAUAUUGCGACCGAUUUUGCUCUGAAAGCGUCUGACUGUCCGGACACAGAGUUUCCUGUCCGGAUCGUGAACAACGAGCGAGGCUGUCUGUGGUACAAAAAGGACAACAAGUUCAAGAUCCCAAAAGCUUAUAUUCGUUUCAACCUGAUCUCCCCGAUGAUUCAGAAGAGUCCUGACAAUCUGGUUCUGUUUGACCUCUUUGUGAACAUCCUGGCUCACAAUUUGGCCGAGCCAGCCUAUGAGGCUGAUGUGGCUCAGCUGGAUUACAAAUUGGUGGCCGGAGAGCAUGGAUUCGUUAUCGGAUUUAAGGGCUUCAACCACAAACUGCCGCUGCUGCUGAAGCUCGUCGUGGAUCAUCUGGCAGAGUUCAGCGCUGCACCGGGAGUCUUUAACAUGUUCUCUGAGCAACUGAAGAAAGCCUACUUCAACAUCCUCAUCAAACCUGAGAGACUGGGCAAGUAUGUCCCACACACUGCAGACACAGACUCUGUAAACAGCCUUUCAUGCCACCAACAUAACGUAAAGGGAUUCACAGUAUUUGGCAAAUAUCCGGAUAACAUUGUUGAAUUUGCCAUAACAAUUACUCUAAAUAAGUUAACACAAGAAUCAUUUCUGCUGAUUAUAGUAUAAUGCACAAAUGCAAAA